UGAACAAGAAGCAUUGAGACUAUCCCGAAUAUAAAAGAUUAGUUAUUUACUUUAACUUUCCGUAUUUUACGUUUGCUUUUGCAAAUCAUUAAUCCACAUUGUAAUAUGGAAGAAACAACUCUUGUUCGGGAACAGCACAGGUUUAACACUGUCAAUCUUCAGCGAUAUCUGUCAGGAAAGACACAAGGUGUGUCCAACAAUGACUCGUUCGCUGUCAGACAAUACAGUGCUGGACAGUCCAACCCCACUUUCCUUAUUCAGACGCCUUCUAAAAGCUAUGUCCUGAGAAAGAAACCUCCCGGUAUCCUGCUUCCAGGGGCUCACAAGGUGGACAGGGAAUAUCGGGUGCAGAAAGCACUUUUCUCUGCAGGCUUUCCAGUACCCCAGCCAUUAAUACACUGCACUGACGCCAGUGUGAUCGGAACCGAGUUCUACCUGAUGGAACAUGUAGAGGGACGUAUUUUCCGGGAUCUGAGGCUCCCGGGUUUGAGUGCCCCGGAGAGGGCAGCGCUGUACGUGGCGGCAGUGGAGGUCCUGGCCCGUCUUCACUCACUGGACCUUGCCUCACUAAACCUAGAAGGUUAUGGGAAAGGGCCUGGCUACUGCAAAAGACAGGUGUAUACCUGGACAAAGCAGUACAGAGCAGCUGCCCACAAAGAUAUCCCAGUGAUGGAUAAUCUCUCUGAUUGGCUGUUGAGCAACCUGCCCACCAAUGACAAUGAAGUUGCCCUUGUCCAUGGGGAUUUUCGAGUGGACAACCUGAUAUUCCAUCCUACUGAGGCACGUGUUGUGGCUGUGUUGGAUUGGGAGCUCUCCACCACUGGCCAGCCAAUGGCAGACCUGGCCUACUUCCUGAUGCCCAACUAUUGGCCCAGUAGCCUCAACCUCUUAAGCAGCAUGGGUAGCCUGAAGGGUGUGGACGGUGUGCCAUCCCCUGAAGACCUAAUCACUAUCUACUCCCGCUGUCGGAGUAUCCCAUCUUCUCUGCCUCAGCUCAACUUCUACCUGGCCCUGUCUAUCUUUAAGAUGGCCGGGAUUGCUCAAGGGAUCUAUGCACGCCAUCUCCUGGGCAAUGCCAGCGCUCCGAACGCGGACCAGUUUGGCCAGAGUGUAGAGCCACUGGCUCAGGUUGGGUUGCAGAUAGCAGAGAGCCGCUUAGAGUCAGUCCCAGCGGAUGCAAGACUGUUUCUCCAGACAGCCAAAGGUCAGGCGGUUCACCAGCAGGUCACGGAUUUCAUGAAGCAACACGUCCUUCCUGCUCAACAGGAAGUGGCAGAUUACUACUCCAAACACGCCCACUCGCCUCAGAGAUGGCACACACCACAAGUGAUCGAGGAUCUGAAGGCGAAGGCCAGAGAGGCAGGACUGUGGAACCUCUUCUUGCCAUCCGUCAGUGGUCUCAGUCAGCUGGACUACGCCCAUAUCGCGGAGGAGACCGGACGAUGCGUCUACGCUCCCGACGUCUUCAACUGCCAGGCCCCAGACACCGGGAAUAUGGAGGUCCUCCACAUGUUCGGCACCGAGGAGCAGAAGAGACGGUGGCUCCAGCCCCUGCUCGCCGGAGAGAUCCGUUCCUGCUUCUGCAUGACUGAGCCGGAUGUGGCCUCCAGUGACGCCACCAACAUGGAGUGCCGCCUUCGGAGGGAGCGCGACCAGUACGUCGUGCAUGGCAGGAAGUGGUGGAGCAGCGGUGCCGGUAACCCGAAAUGCAAGGUGGCCAUCGUGAUGUGCAAGAGCGGCUCGCCUGAGAACAGGCACGGUCAGCACAGUAUGAUCCUGGUCCCGCUGGACACCCCCGGCGUGAACGUGGUCAGACCGCUGACUGUAUUUGGACAGGAUGAUGCUGUUCAUGGUGGCCAUUUUGAGAUCCACUUCAACAACGUUCGCGUGCCUGCUUCCAACAUUCUUUUGGGUGAGGGCCGAGGCUUUGACAUCGCCCAGGGUCGUCUCGGGCCUGGCAGACUGCAUCACUGCAUGAGGGCUGUAGGAGCUGCAGAAUGGGCACUGGAGCUUCUGUGCCAACGCGCAGCCCACAGACACGCCUUCGGCAAAAAGCUCUACCAGCAUGAAGUAGUGGCCCAUUGGGUGGCGGAGUGUCGCCUGGCCAUUGACCAGACUCGCCUGCUGACCCUCCACGCGGCCCACGCCCUGGACACACUGGGCAGCAGAAGGGCCAGGAAACAGAUUGCCAUGAUCAAGGUGGUGGCAGCCAGAAUGGUGUGUAAGGUGGUUGACUGUGCCAUCCAGGUCUAUGGAGGCGCCGGUGUAUCUGGAGACUUCCCUCUUGCGCAGAUACAAAUUCCACGGUCAGACGAACUCUGUGAGAUGGGAAAAAUGCUUUUUUCGACAGGCUGGCCCAACUUGACACUGAGCCUCACACAGACAACAGCCUCACACAGACAAAUGCAGAGGCAUUAUGGAAAGGCAGAGCACUGCAAAUGUAGGGAAUUUCCUCUUCAUAGUAGUGAUGAAUUACCAUUUUUGUAGCUGUUAGGAUUGUGGCUCUCCAGAAUUCCGGGUUGGAGAAUACUCAGAAUCCAGAAAUAAAAAGUAGGAAGCUUUUUUUAAAAUGAUUUCAAAUGUUGACGUUGGCACUAAUAGAGUCUACAGUAUUCAGUCACAUAACAUUUACCUAACAUAUUUUGACAGCCUUUUAUCCAAACCCACACUGUCUCUCUCUUCCUCUACUCUCAUGGCUUCAUGGUAUUUAAAUAUAUUUAAUAGCGAAUUUGGAUGCGACUGUAUUACCAGAAUAUAGUUAUUUAAAAAAUAUCGG
Esox lucius (northern pike) is the source of this 2776-nucleotide messenger RNA. RefSeq names its product acyl-CoA dehydrogenase family, member 11 (gene acad11). Gene Ontology annotation, molecular function: oxidoreductase activity, acting on the CH-CH group of donors; flavin adenine dinucleotide binding. Lineage: Eukaryota; Metazoa; Chordata; Actinopteri; Esociformes; Esocidae. The transcript has 20 exons. The record is from RefSeq and is a predicted model, not a curated record. Gene Ontology annotation, cellular component: mitochondrion. Bases 106 to 2487 code for a protein of 793 amino acids.